Messenger RNA from Topomyia yanbarensis, 1656 nucleotides. RefSeq lists its product as uncharacterized. NCBI's taxonomy places the organism in Eukaryota, Metazoa, Arthropoda, Insecta, Diptera, Culicidae. The record is from RefSeq and is a predicted model, not a curated record. The transcript has 2 exons. The coding region runs from base 35 to 1516 and encodes 493 amino acids.
GUCGCGGUCGCAGUUUCAAUCGAAAAACAAGGAAAUGGGUGAGGAAACACAAGUGCAAAGUUCGGAGGCUUCGUCGGCGGUGAAAGUUCAGUCUGCUCAGGAAGAGAUAAAGCUUUCUGCUGUAGAGAACUCGCUAGUCGCAAACGAUGACAUUAGUGCUGUCACAACCUCGGUCGCAGUAACUAACCAUAUCGAUCCAGAACCCGAACCUACUCCACGAUCGAUUGAAACGGCGAAGGUAGCUCAGCCUGUAGCAGCGGCCGUCAAUGUCGAAUCGAAUGUUGCUCCAUCAUACGUUUACGAUGCAAUUGCCAGAAUCGCACCACAAGAAGGUUUUACCCCAGGUCAGUUUCGGGUCACCUUCGAGGUCGGUUCUGCAAAAGGCGAUGGAUUCGUGGCGGAAAUGUUUCGUGCUCGGAUUGUCGAAGGCAGCCGAGAGAUGGUGAUUCUGUGUAAGAUUCCGCCAACCAACGAUGUUCGACGUAAACAAUUUAAUUCAAUGGCAAUAUUCGAGCGAGAAGUACUCGCUUACUCCAGUUUGAUACCGACGAUAUACGAGUUUCAGCGGGAUAAAGGUAUCACCGAUGAGCAAGGGGUUGGAUUCUUUAACACACCUCACUGUUAUUUCGCCUACUGUGAUUUGGUUGCGGAGCAGUCUGUCAUCGCUAUGAAUGAUUUGCGGUUAAAGGGCUAUCGAAUGUGGAACAAGAUGAUACCGGUUAACUAUGAGCAUGCCAAGUUGUUGAUGAUUCAGCUAGGUAGAUUGCAUGCUGUGUCAUUUGCUUUGAAGGAUCAACGCCCGGAGGUUUUUGAAAAGUUCAAAGUACCGGAUAUAAUGACAACUGCCUUCGACGAUAGCGAACCUUUCAAGCAGAUGAUGUUUAUAUCAGUAGAUCGAGCGUUGACAACUCUUGAAGAGCAUGAAGAGAAAGUUCGUCAGAAAGUGUUGAAGAUGAAAAAUACUAUGUUCGAAGACAUGGUCACGUUAACUAAAUCAGAGAUGGCAGAACCGUAUGCUGUGCUCGGUCACGGUGAUUGCUGGAUUAACAACAUGAUGUAUUCUUAUAAGAAAGGAGUUCCAACGGAAGUGAUCUUGCUUGAUUGGCAAAUUUGUCGCUACGUAUCACCGGCGUUGGAUUUGCUAUAUUUCCUGUUCUGCUGCACAGAUGGCGAAUUCCGUGCCGCUCACUACGACGAAAUGAUACGCAUCUACUAUGCGUCACUCAAAACGCUGCUGGAGAAACUUGGCGGGGAUCCAACGAGACAAUUCCCGUACACGGCCCUACUGCGGCAGCUGAAACAGUGCGGCAAGUUCGGGUUGAUUAUGGCGGUCUUCCUGGUGCCGAUGAUGUGCAUCGAAAACAGCGAUUUGCCCGACUUGGAUGCCGAGGCCGAAAAGUUCCGGGAAACGCAAAAAGUUGAAAUGCCGUUCGUCGUGAAUGAAAAGGCCGAGGCGAAAUACCGAAAGCGAAUGUCGGCCGUCAUUAGGGAUGUGAUUAGAUACGGUUAUCUGUAGCCGACGGGGAAUAUUGUUAUAGCGAGAAAAAUUAUUGAAGAUAUUGAAUGUCACCUUUACGUUGCCGGAUAAGAGGAGUAGCAAUACGAGUAGAUUUGAGUAUUUUGUGAAAUAUACCGGCGCUUCGAGACCUGAUAAAA